CUGCCCGCACCAAAGAUGGCGGCGGCGCUGAGGCGGAAGGGGCGGCCGGGCGGAGCGGGGCGGAGCGGGGCGGUCCGGAGCAGAGCGGAGCGCUCCGGCCUUCCCCGGCCGUGCGGGGAGCCGAGCCGGGCCGAGCGGGGCUCCGGGGGGGCGCGGGCAGCCGCCGCCGCUGCCAUCUCCCAGCUCAGCCCGCAUGGGGCCGGCUUGAGCGGGGCCGGGAGGCGCGGCGCCAUGCAGUGCGCCGACCCCGCGGCCGCCAUGAAGGGGCCGGAGGGCGAGGGCAAGGCGGAGCCGCCGGCGGCGGCGGGGCAGAGCGGCGGCAAGAGCGGCGGGGGCCGCGGAGCCAAGGGCUGGCACUACAGCUUAAGCAUCUGUUCACUAUGGAUGUUGCCACAGAUGUCUGUGAAGUGUUACAGUGAUCACAUGGAAAAUAUUUAUGGCUACUUAAUGAAAUACACCAAUCUUGUCACUGGUUGGCAAUAUCGAUUUUUUGUUUUAAACAAUGAUGCUGGCCUACUGGAGUACUUUGUGAAUGAGCAGUCAAGACAUCUGAAGCCCAGGGGUACCUUGCAGCUGGCAGGAGCUGUAAUUUCGCCCAGUGAUGAAGACUCUCACACCUUUACAGUCAAUGCUGCCAGUGGGGAGCAGUAUAAACUAAGAGCUACUGAUGCUAAAGAACGGCAACACUGGGUUAGCAGGCUACAAAUAUGCACACAGCAUCACACAGAAGCUAUUGGAAAGAACAACCCUCCUCUGAAAUCUCGCAGCUUCUCUCUUGCAUCUCAAGGAAGUGGCAGCUCUCCUGGUGUGCAAAGAAGACCCAGUCAAAAUGCAGUUUCUUUUUUCAAUGUUGGACAUCACAGAUUGUCAACUGGAAAAAGAGUUCCUAUUCUGCAGCCAGAUCACCUUGUAGAUGUUCGAGAGAUGAUGUCUCAGGCUGAGGGCCAACAGAGAGACUUGAUCAGGAGCAUAGAAUGCCUUCCUGUCUCCGGUCACCUUACGUCCUUGGAUCAAGACCUAUUAAUGCUCAAAGCAACUUCCAUGGCAACCAUGAACUGCUUAAAUGACUGCUUCCAUAUUCUCCAGUUACAACAUGCUUCACAACAAAAGGGAUCCUUACCAGCAGGAACAACGAUCAAUUGGCUGGAACCAAAGAUACCUCUUUCAAACCACUUCAAAAAUGGAGCAGCUCAGAAUUUCCCAGCAGAGAUAAACAAGCCAGCAUCUGUCAGAGAAGAGCAGUGCAUCGCAGAGCCCUGCCAGCUAACAAGGGAACCUGAAGAAAUAAAUCCAGAUGAGGAGCUGGAGGAUAUCGGUGAUGAUAAAGAAGAUAACGUGGGAGCAGUGGAGGAGCAGCGCAGUGUUAUCUUGCAUCUCUUGUCUCAGCUGAAACUUGGCAUGGACUUAACAAGAGUGGUUCUUCCUACUUUUAUUUUAGAGAAGCGAUCGUUGUUGGAGAUGUAUGCGGACUUCAUGUCCCACCCGGAUCUCUUCAUUGCAAUCACAAACGGCACCACCCCCGAGGAGAGGAUGAUCCGCUUUGUUGAGUAUUAUCUAACUUCGUUUCACGAAGGUCGCAAAGGAGCUAUCGCCAAGAAACCGUACAAUCCCAUCAUCGGGGAAACGUUUCACUGCUCUUGGAGGAUGCCGAAGAGUGAAGUAGCUGCUGACACUGGCAGUAACUUACCUGCUCACUCCCCCUCAGAGCAAGUAACUCUGUCUAAAGAUCUGGAAGGCCAAACAGAGUCGGACUACUAUACAGUAAAAUUUGUGGCUGAGCAAGUGUCCCACCAUCCUCCCGUCUCAGGGUUUUAUGCUGAGUGUGUGGAGAGGAAGAUGUGUGUCAAUGCUCACGUCUGGACAAAAAGUAAAUUCUUAGGAAUGUCAAUAGGAGUGACAAUGGUUGGUGAGGGUCUCUUAAGUCUCUUGGAACAUGAGGAGGAAUAUACUUUCUCUCUGCCCUGUGCAUACGCUCGAUCAAUUUUAACCGUUCCCUGGGUAGAACUGGGAGGAAAAGUCAACAUCAACUGUGCAAAGACUGGCUAUUCUGCAAGUAUCAACUUCCACACCAAGCCCUUGUAUGGUGGCAAAUUGCAUCGAGUCACGGGUGAAGUGAAGCAGAACACGACAAACACAGUGGUGUGCAGAGUGCAAGGAGAGUGGAACAGCAUGCUCGAGUUCACCUACAGCAACGGGGAGACAAAACACGUGGACUUGACAAAACUGUUGGUGACAAGAAAACGAGUCCGGCCCAUUGAGAAGCAAGGACCAUUUGAAUCUAGGAGGCUGUGGCAACACGUAACAGAGUCUCUGCGGGAUGGAGACAUCGAUAAAGCUACAGAGCACAAGCGAGCCCUUGAAGAGCGACAGAGGAACGAAGAGAGGCUUCGUGCUGAAACAGAAACACCUUGGUGUACUAAAUACUUUCUCAAAGAAGGAGAUGGCUGGGUUUAUCAUAAACCCCUUUGGAAAGCAGUCUCUGCUGUGCAAGCUCAGCAAACGGACACUAACUAGAAAAGCUGCUUACAGAUGAGUUUCCUGUUUCUGAUAUUCUCUCUUUCCCUGUCUCUCGAAACACAGUAAUCACACUGAGUGUCCCCUUUUUAUGUAAUAGUGAAAGCUUAAAUGAGCAUAAAGAAAUAAACUAGGGCACUUUAAAGCUAUUCAAAACGAGGUGGUAGAGACAAACUUGCCAGAUGCAUCCAACCAACUUGUUUUUUGUAUGAUCCAGAAGAUUUUAUCCGACUUCUAUAAGAUUCUUCUAAAUAGGUGUGAUUGCAAAAGCUGCCUAAGAGAAGGAACUGUUUGGUUUUUGGAGUGACGUGGGAACUCUUUUCUACAUCAAGCUCUAAUAACUGAAACAUGCUCAGUACCCGUGUAGACAACAGCAACAACAAAUUGCUGCUUUUAUGCCCGGCGUUAAACCUUUUUUGGCAAAAACUGGAGAGGUGUUUGGAAGACACGCCUGAAAUCAGUGUUAAACAACUGGAUUGUGACAACUUUUUUCUUCAGAGAGAAUGCGUGCAUGCUUUGGAGGAAUAUGGAAUAUACGUAGAGACUACCUUUCUUUUUUAUGGAUUUAUAAAAGCAAUUAGAAUUGUAACCAUGGAGAAAUUUUUCCUCUGAAACAUUUUAAUAUACUUGAAAUAAUUGACUUGAAUUGGAAAAGUAAUUUGAACACUUUUCAACUCCUAAUUUUAUUAAAUCUUUGAGUGACUUUGAUUUUUUUUCUCAUGUUGUAAUGUACUGAGGUUUGGCCUUUUCUCCUCCACCUUCCCCUUCUAAGGACUAAGGCUUUCAAACAGAACAGAAACUACACAAUUUUGUAUUUAAACUUCUCUACCCAUCAAAUCAUCGCAAAGGUGAAGUAUCAGUGUUACAAACUAUCCUUUGGAUUGUUUUGGUUUUUCUCCUGUGGUGUUAUUCAGAACAAAGCAGUGAAAUGUGACCUGUGAAUACAUGGACUGUAGGCUUUGGUUUUUCAUCUUACCAUAAAAAAAAAAAAAGCAAAAAGCUGAUUAUGCUGAAGACUGGGUAUUGAUUUGAAACACAAUCAGAUAUCAGGAAACUGUAUUCAGGUACAAACAUCCUUUGUUUUUUAUAACUAUUUUAUUGAGGUCUAAAAAUUGCUGGCAAUUAAGAAUAGUACCUAUUAUGGCUUUCGUUAUUGUUGUAACUACAAGCUACCUUAAUUUUUCCAACAGUGGUGCCUUACUCUGUUUUUUCUUCUGAUGUAGUCUUCCAGUCAGUGUAUAUAACAUUAUCUGCCACUUCCCAGCCAUGGCAAUGGCUGCACCUGAUCCAUCCUCAUGAGAACUCACAUCUUUGUGAUCUGGUAAGAUGUUUUCUGCGGAGAAGAUACAAGUGUAAGAAUGCAUCAGAAGGUUUAAAUAACCAUGUUAACUUUCAACACAAACUGUAAAUUGUGCAAAAGAAAAAGUUGGAUUUAUGCACAACUAUUUUGAUUUUUCUUUUUUUUUUUUUUUUGCUGUGAAAUGCACUGAGAUCUCCAUGCGAGUCAUCAUCCCUUUGUGAGAGGUGGGGGUGGGGGUAAUAAAACGACAAAAUAAAUAAUUUGUUCUGUUUGCUUUCCUAGAGAUCAGGUGGCCAGGAAGAAUUGAUUGGUGUCUUUUAUGCUGGAGAUCUGUCUGUUGGGGCUUUCACUGGCCCUUAAAGCGAGAUAUUUUGGCACUGUGCACUUCAGUAGUAACUCUAUUCUCCAGCAGAAGAAUGUGUUUGAGACCCUGCUGUCUUGUUUGUGAUAUUCUAUACAACUACCCUGUCUUCUUAGUUUUGGUUAUCUAUUGGGCAUUUUCAUGUUCAACCAGGAAUAAAAAUAAAAAUGAAAACAAUGGGAUUA
Anas platyrhynchos (mallard) is the source of this 4360-nucleotide messenger RNA. RefSeq names its product oxysterol binding protein like 11 (gene OSBPL11). Gene Ontology annotation, cellular component: membrane; Golgi apparatus; cytosol. Gene Ontology annotation, molecular function: sterol binding. Lineage: Eukaryota; Metazoa; Chordata; Aves; Anseriformes; Anatidae. The record is from RefSeq and is a predicted model, not a curated record.